CGUAAGGCAACAGAAGGAUGCCUCGGAAAGUAGGAAUUUUUUCUACAUCCGAGAUGAACACAACUCCCAGGCAUAGGAAGCAUACAAAAUAGAAAAUGUCGGCGCUAAAUAUUGACGGCGUGUGCUCAGUUUUGGGCAUGCUGCAAGGCUACUUGCCAUUCUCAAUCUGCUGUGAGCAACCCAAACAGGAAUCGAUUGAACAGAAUAUAUUCCUCGAUAUUGCUAUCGUUGACCCAGUUGACCCAGCUGCCGUGAUAGUUGCAGACAUUUCGAAACGCCGGCGCUCCCAUGCUACUUAUGUGUUCAAUGGGGAAUACACAGACGACUGCACUUUUGUGAUGGCUUUGGCCACCCUAGAAGAAGAGUGGAUGAUGUUUAUGAUGCGCAAUGUCGAGCCGGAACAUCUUAUGAUCGUUGCUCCCAUUCAGGAAUACAAAGUGAAUAAAAAAUAAAAAUAA
Drosophila guanche is the source of this 458-nucleotide messenger RNA. RefSeq lists its product as uncharacterized. Bases 96 to 452 code for a protein of 118 amino acids. Lineage: Eukaryota; Metazoa; Arthropoda; Insecta; Diptera; Drosophilidae. The record is from RefSeq and is a predicted model, not a curated record. The transcript is spliced from 2 exons.